AUGGACACCUAUUCGGACGUCUUCGACUCUGAGUAUACUCCCGAAAUUGAAAGUUUCUGUUCUCAGUUUGAUAUCGAAACGCCACUGGACGAAGAUUUCACGCUAACGAAAAAACAAGAGCGUGAUAGAUUUGCACUUCCGGUUGGUAAGGAACAAUCAACUGCAAUACAAGAAUCGCGCAUCCCUGCAAACACACGCAAGUCAACCAACUGGGGCGUCUCUGUUUGGGAUGCAUGGGGACGUGGCAGAAAUGAGCGUGUUGAAAAGUAUAAUGUUUCCAGUAGCGACUCAUUUAUUACCUUACCAAGCUUGUGCCACGAGAUACAUGCGAAAGAGCUAACCUUCUGGUUGUGUUUUUUCGUCUCAUCGUGGAGGUGCGCAGCCAAGACCGAAUUUCCGCCCAGUAGUCUCCGCGUACUGUGUAGUGCUAUACAACGAUAUCUACGCGAUGAAUGUCCACGUUCUGAUCUUCGUUUCAUGGAUACACAAUGUUUAGAAUUCAUCGAAUUCCAUAAAACGCUCGAUGGCGUUUUGAAGUAUAUUGACAAACGCGGUAUAAGUUUGCAGAAGCGACAGGCAGCAACUACUUUGAGCUAUGCUGCCUAUUUAUAUGUGUGUAAAAUAUUUGCACUAAGAGCAGUCGAUGAACAUUCGAAUCUCACAGUUGAACAGUCUGUUAAAGGGACGGACAAAGAUGGGGAAUAUAUCGAGUUUUGUGGCCGGCCAUGUGAGAACAAUCAAGGUUACGCAGCCACUUCUCUAUACGAGAAAGGCUUCGAUGAGCAACUUAUCAAAGAACGCACCGGGUACCGCUCUGAUGAUGGUCUGCGCACAUACACGCGAACCAGCACUUCACUACAGAAAACAGUGUCUGAUGCUCUGCAGCCGCCAAAUCCAGUGGUUGAACUUGGCAUCAAGGACCAAAAAGAACGCGUGUCAUCACCUCAUCGUACGCAACCAAUGGCGAUCACCAUUCAAAGUGAAUCUAGAGGUUUCUUUCAAGGCAUUUCUAUUCAAAUUCAUGGCGAUAAAAAAGUAAAUAUUGUGUAA
Messenger RNA from Saccoglossus kowalevskii, 1050 nucleotides. RefSeq lists its product as uncharacterized. NCBI's taxonomy places the organism in Eukaryota, Metazoa, Hemichordata, Enteropneusta, Harrimaniidae. The record is from RefSeq and is a predicted model, not a curated record.